AUGGAACACCCGCAAACGCCGUCGCAACAUGGUAUUACUCCUCGCAAUGCUCAACAUCAACUUGCACUAGAGGAUAUAGAACAGCCUAGUGCUGUAACCUAUUCAGCGACACAAUCCCUACAUGCCACUCUAUCUCAUAACCAUCAACAGCCUGUUGAGCCUGUUGAGCGAGCAGGCUUUUCACAAGUAACACCAGGAAAUUUGGAUCAACUGGAUAGAGAUGAUGAUGCUAUUUCAUAUAAUAUCCCUCCUGCCAAACGACAAAUGCGGGACAGGAAGCCGAAUACCCCUAGCAAUACCACAGGAAAUGGCCGAACGCCAGGAAUACGUGCUCAGGACUCUCUCAAAAAAUCUAAACCUGCCAAGGUCAUUGAUACAAAGGCUAAAAUUAGAGAAGAAAUUACCAACGCAACCUUAGCUCAGAGAAAAGCUUUCUUGAUAGAGAAGCAGGAUUACUUCGCACCAUUGCUACAACAAGAAGAGAGGGCCAAACUACCAGCUUUUGUGCCUUAUCAGCAGCUAGAAGCCCAGCCGAAUGGCAUCAAAGCUACUUUAAAGCCUUAUCAGCUUGCGGGUUUAAGUUAUAUGGUCUACUUGUACAAAAAUGGGGCUAACGGCAUUUUGGGUGACGAUAUGGGGCUAGGAAAGACUCUUCAAACACUUUCCUUGAUUCAAUACCUCAAAGAGAACUAUCCUACCUCUGUAAAAGGCAAAUUACAACGCCCGUUCCUUAUUGUUUGUCCUCUAUCAGUCUUGGGAAGCUGGAUGGACGAGACAGAGAAAUGGACUGACUUGCGUCGAAACCUGAUCCCCCAUGCCACUAGAAAGAGAAAGCACCAUGCUAGCCAGGAUUCGUUGCGAAGAGAUCCCAUUUCUCUGGACAGCGAUGAUGAUAUUGAUGCCGGAGUGGACUUGGUCAUUACAACAUACGAUUGUUGUAAGAGCGAGCAAUCUUGGCUUAAAGGGAGUUCCCCGGGGGUAGAUUUAGGCCUACCUCCUAUGAAGGAGGUCCUGCUUCUUGUCUCACUUAGUCCAAUGCAAAAGAGAUGGUAUGAAAAAUUGAUCAAGAAGACGGAUAGGGAGAUUCUACACGAGCUAUUUGAUAACAGUCAGGAGUCAUCUGCUUCGACAAAUCUCGCUUUGGAAUCAACCUCCGGUGGUCACAAUGGCGAGAAGAAUCGUACUACUUGGCAAAGCUUGAUGAACCUUGUUAGUCAACUCCGAAAGGUUUGCAACCAUCCAUAUCAUUUUGAAGAUGCGGAGCCCAAUCUAUACUUUCCUGGCCAACAUCUAAUCGAAUCUUCUGGAAAAUUCAUUGUUUUGGAAAAGCUUAUUACCGAAGCCGGUGGCUUAGGAUUGAACCUCGCGGCAGCUUCUGAAGUCAUUCUUCUCGACCAAGAUUGGAACCCUCAAGUAACAAAUCAAGCAAUUUGUCGGGCCUACCGUGUUGGUCUUAAAAGCCCUCCUAUAGUCUACCAACUUGUUUCUCAAGGUACUGUGGAGGAACAAAUGAUGCCACGAAUUGCUAAGAAGCCCUAUUUGUUAGCUAAGGUCACGGAAUCUAUGGAAGAUAUCUACACCCAGGCUAGACCCUCCAGUAAAGAAAAAUUGAACGGAGCCUCUAGCGGCAACAACAGCAGGAUGCCGGAAAUGGACACUAAACAGCUCAUGACUCUUAUUCGCCGAGGAGCAGCAGUCAUCUCCCGUCCCGAAAUUGAUAUAAACAAGAUGCUGGAAUGGGAUUUGGAAACUACUAUUAAGGUGUGCAGGGACCAAUCCGCAGAUCUCCUUGUUCGGAAAGACGUCACCAAUGGCUCAAAUGUUGAUGAAGAUGAAUUUGAGCGAGAAUGGCUUGCAGAGCGUGAGCGCAUUCAAUCAACAUUGUUCAACGGGGAGACUAUUGAACACCAUCGACCCAAAUCCACCAAAUAUUCAGAGGGUUUUGAACCAUCAGGCAGUAGAGCUGAUCGAAGGAUUGGCAAGGAAAGAACAGUUGCGAUGGGUGGAUACAUGGUUUCUAAGGAUAGUAUCAACAAUGAUCAAUGGGAGGCCGUCAAGACAUUCUCUUCCGCCGACGCCAAAACUUCUGCUCCUAAAUGCGAGAAGAAACCUGACAUCAACUCACAAGGAUAUUGUCAAGUCUGUAAAAUCGAGUAUGGUUCACCACUUAUUCGAUGCAAAGUUUGUCCAAGAGUCUAUCACAACGAAUGUCUCACUGACAUCUACCAACAUAAGGCUCAAAAAUUCCAAUUUGCAUGCCCCCGGCAUACUUGUAAAGAUUGCAAACAAAAAGCUGCAUUUGUUGGUGGAAUGCUUUACAGAUGUCGAUGGUGUGAAAAAGCACAAUGUGAGAAUUGUAUUGAUUGGAAGAGUUUCAAACCGCUUGGGGAUACACUGGUUGGGCUCGAUCUUCUUGAUUUUGCAGAGGCACCUACUGCGUUUUAUGUUCAUUUUCAAGACUGCACUGCGAAGUUUGAAAAGGAUGGGGAGUUUAAAGCUUUAUGUGCGGGGCUCGAGGCGAAAUGGGCUAAGGAGCGAGAGAAAAUGAAUGCUGUUGACGAGGGAAUGGAUGUCAAGACGAAGAUGGUGUUGGCAGAAAAGAAAGAAGAUGAGGGCUCUGCCAACAAGCUCAUCAUUAUCGAAGACGAUGAUGAUGACGUCCAGGCGGUGUCCGUUUCACAGCCUUUGCCAGAAAGUGUAUCGCAUCAUAUUGGUAUGAACAUGGUCAAUGGUAAUAAUAAUGACAACGGCAGAGGUCGGGCUGGUCCUGGAGGGUAUUCCCCUACCGAGUUCGGUUACAAUAGUAUGCUCAGUGUCCCAAGACAAAUGGCUCAAUCUGUUGGCAAUUACAUGGCUGGUGCGCCGGCAAUGAGAGCUUCAGCUACGGAUAUGGAAAUGGUUGAUGCACAAUAUGGAUAUGGUAGAAACAAUGCACAAGCUACAAACAGACCAUACUUCUCAUCCGGAACUCGUAGAGGAGGUCAUGGUAGCUUUAUCAAUGUUCCGAGACAUUCCGGGCAUCCAGAUCCAUACUAUGUAUCUCCAUACGGAAUGAACACAAGAGGCUUUGGUAAUAUGCAGAAUAUCCCAAGACAAGAUGGGUACUCUAGGCAAUUACAACAUCAUGUAUCACCACAAGGAACGAACCCAGAAAGUCAUGGUAGCGUUGGAAAUAUUCCAAGGUACUCUGGACCACCACAAGCUACUAUUGCUCCUACUGCGGCUACGUCUACGUCUAAGCGACGAGGUACUGAAGAGGCUGGUACUGGUCGGUCGCAAUGGAACUUUCAUGGAUGA
Messenger RNA from Sclerotinia sclerotiorum 1980 UF-70, 3297 nucleotides. RefSeq lists its product as hypothetical. Gene Ontology annotation, cellular component: nucleus; HDA1 complex. The transcript has 8 exons. Lineage: Eukaryota; Fungi; Ascomycota; Leotiomycetes; Helotiales; Sclerotiniaceae. The coding region runs from base 1 to 3297 and encodes 1098 amino acids. Gene Ontology annotation, biological process: positive regulation of transcription by RNA polymerase II. The record is from RefSeq and is a predicted model, not a curated record. Gene Ontology annotation, molecular function: ATP-dependent chromatin remodeler activity; ATP binding; DNA binding.